Stegodyphus dumicola is the source of this 360-nucleotide messenger RNA. Its product is annotated as protein yippee-like 5. NCBI's taxonomy places the organism in Eukaryota, Metazoa, Arthropoda, Arachnida, Araneae, Eresidae. The record is from RefSeq and is a predicted model, not a curated record.
AUGGGUCGAAUAUUCCUUGAGCAUAUUGGAGGAUCCCGCAUGUUUUCUUGUGCAGGUUGCGAUACCAUUUUAACAAACAGAAAUGAACUGAUCAGUACAAGAUUUACCGGAGCAACUGGAAGAGCCUUUCUUUUUAACAAAGUUGUCAAUUUAACAUAUAGUGAGGUUCAAGACCGUGUGAUGCUAACAGGGCGGCAUAUGGUCAGAGAUGUUUCAUGUAAAAACUGUGAAGCAAAACUUGGUUGGAUAUAUGAAUUUGCAACAGAAGAAAACCAGCGUUACAAGGAAGGACGUGUAAUACUUGAAAGAGCUUUGGUGACAGAAAGUGAUGGAGUAGAUGAUUAUGUUGCAAAUCACUGA